CAAGAGAAAGUAGCUUUUCUUUUUCUUCUUUUCCCAAUAUUAAUACCACUUUCUUGGCGAUCAAAGUAUCAUUUUUCAGUAGAAAAAAGAAUUGAUCGUCAUUCCAUCUGUUUUGCCAAAAGAAAGUGUCUCAAAGUUCAUCUUCAAGAAUUCACAGCCCAUUGUGAAUUUCAUCCACAAUUUUGCAUAUUCUUGCAAAUUUAAUUAAGGGACUUAGUGGGUUUAUUGUUGGAAUGUGGAGGAAUAACGAGAGUGAUCAUAUGACUCAGGCAACAAGGGGUUUCUUGACCCCACCGCCGAAAUGGAGAUCGCCGGCGUCGGAAAAGAACCAAAGGAGGCCAACUCAUGCACAGAGUGCUAAACCUGAUCUUUUUCAUGUUAUUCAUAAAGUUCCUGCUGGUGAUUCUCCUUAUGUCAGAGCCAAACAUGUUCAAUUAAUUGAUAAGGAUCCAAGCAAGGCAAUAUCUCUGUUCUGGGCAGCAAUAAAUUCUGGUGACCGAGUUGAUAGUGCCCUGAAAGACAUGGCAGUUGUGAUGAAACAGUUGAAUCGUUCAGACGAGGCAAUCGAAGCAAUAAAGUCAUUUCGACAUCUUUGUCCCUCUGAGUCACAGGAGUCUAUUGACAAUAUCUUGAUUGAACUCUACAAGAGAUCUGGUAGGAUCGAAGAAGAGAUUAAAUUACUUGAAUUGAAAUUGAAGAGCAUCGAAGAAGGCAUAGCUUUUGGUGGGAAGAAGACUAAGAUUGCUAGAUCUCAAGGAAAAAAAGUUCAAAUCACAAUUGAAAAGGAGUACUCGAGAUUGUUAGGGAACUUGGCAUGGUCACAUAUGCAACUGAAUAACUUUAAAUUGGCAGAAGAGUACUAUAGAAAAGCACUCUCUCUCGAACCGGAUAAGAACAAGCAAAGUAAUCUGGCAAUCUGUUUGAUGCAUAUGAACAAGAUUACAGAAGCUAAGUUUCUGAUUCAAAGCAUAAAAGCUUCAGAUAGAAGGCAGAUGGAUGACUCAUGCAUCAAGUCCUUGGAGCGUGCCACUCAAAUGCUAGCUGAGUUAGAAUCACAUGGCACUUGGAACUCUAAGGAACACGAGAAAAUGCUAGGAUCGUCCACAUCAGAUGGACAUAAUCGCAGGGGAAACAAGAGCACAUAUCCAUCUCCAUUUUCUGCUUCCGGACAUCCAAAGGACUUUUUUACGCAACCUAGAAGAUUUUCAUGUUCACUCAAUGACGGCAGUUGGUUCAAGAAGGAUACUGUUAAUGCUUGUAGUCGAAGACUGUUAUUUGAGCAAACAACAAAUAAUGAGAAUGUGCAGUCAGUGGCAAACCAUAACUUCAACAAUCUCAUUUCUGCUGAUGAGAUGAGCAAAGGAGCGUCCCUUGUACGUGGACAAGAGUUCUCUAAGUCAUCCAGAAAUGGUGCUAACAUGAAAAGUGAAUCUGAUUUGCAGCCACUUUGCUACAAACAGAAACAGAACUUUCCAGAAAAUGAUGGAUCAGAAAAAAUUUCUCCCGCAGAAUCAUCGGCUGAUAAUUCAAGUGCAAGAAAAUUUUCUGAAGAUGGGGGUAAAGAUUGUCAGAGUUCCACUUUCACUUUUAGAGAUGUGGUGACAUUAACGGAUACCACUGAACACUUAGAGAGUACAAACAUGAAACCUUUAGACUUGGCCACAUGUAAAAGCAAGAAGAGUUGGGCUGAUAUGGUGGAAGAGGACGAACUAGAUUUGCAGUUCUAUGAAACUCCAAGCAAAUAUGCCGAUGGCAAUGAGAAUGUCGAUUCCAAUAUUAUUAAUCUUAGCCAAAACAUUGAGUCGUUGUGUCUGAGUGAAGGAUAUCAUACACAACCUGGACGAGAAGUGAGGCGUUCCUUGUGCUUUGAACAGAAUGACAGAAAAGAAAAUUGUUCAUCUAAAUUCCAGGGGAAAGAGCUGAAAUGUGGAAGCUUGAACUCUUUGCCACCUAUAGGAGAUAUUGCUAAUCACACUCCAGUCGAGUUAUUGCGGAGGAACAGAUUGCAAGUAUUCAGAGAUAUAACUCCUGAAAGUCCUAAGCCUUGAACUAUUAUCAUGUACAGAACUAAAUAGCAAAUACUGUAAAUGGAAAUGUGUUCUUUGAUGCUGUAAGUCUGGCCUUAUUCUUUGUCAGGUCUUAUGAUCGAUUGACUUGCUAGAGAUAUCAUGAGAAACAUGUGUUGGUAAGUGUAUAAAAUCUUGAAGUGGUGAUUACUUUUGUCCUUUCAUUAGUACCACGCGCAGGUUAAUAUCUUUGUAUCAACUGC
Messenger RNA from Nicotiana tabacum (common tobacco), 2269 nucleotides. RefSeq names its product protein POLLENLESS 3. The record is from RefSeq and is a predicted model, not a curated record. Gene Ontology annotation, molecular function: protein binding. NCBI's taxonomy places the organism in Eukaryota, Viridiplantae, Streptophyta, Magnoliopsida, Solanales, Solanaceae.